AACACCUGAGCUCUGCAUAAAAGAAGGAUACUCCAAAGAGUAAAGAUUCAAUCAGAGUUUAGAGGGAUAGUUUGGGAAUUAUAGUUAUUCUAUCUAUCGUGUAAACCAUCCCACUGCUCUAGAAACCAAAAUCACAGCAUUUAAUAAAUCAUAUAAUAAAUCUAUACCAUCCAUGUUUAGAGGGAUAGUUUGGGAAUUAUAGUUAUUCUAUCUAUCGUGUAAACCAUCCCACUGCUCUAGAAACCAAAAUCACAGCAUAUAAUAAAUCUAACACCUGAGCUCCGCAUAAAAGAAGGAUACUCCAAAGAGUAAAGAUUCAAUCAGAGUUUAGAGGGAUAGUUUGGGAAUUAUAGUUAUUCUAUCUAUCGUGUAAACCAUCCCACUGCUCUAGAAACCAAAAUCACAGCAUAUAAUAAAUCUAACACCUGAGCUCAAGUCACGUGACCAAAGAACUGGCCUAUAAAUAAGAGCAAAGUUGAAAGAAAGGCCACCCAAGGGCUUAACUGCCUUAGCUUAGCAGCACCAGGUACUAAAGUGAUAUGGAGAAAAUAAAAGAAGAAACCAGAAAGGGGCCAUGGACAGAGCAAGAAGACAUGCAACUGGUAUGCUAUGUGCAAUUGUUUGGAGAACGCCGUUGGGAUUUCAUAGCAAAAGUAUCAGGUCUCAACAGAACUGGAAAGAGUUGCAGGUUACGAUGGGUUAAUUACCUGCAUCCUGGCCUCAAACGUGGUCGCAUGACUCCUCAAGAAGAGCUCCUUGUCCUUGAACUUCAUGCUAGCUGGGGAAACAGACAAGGAUUACUUUGUAGAUGGUCUCGUAUAGCUCGAAAGUUGCCAGGUCGCACAGACAAUGAGAUCAAGAACUACUGGAGGACACAUAUGAGAAAAAAAGCUCAAGAGAGGAAAACAAACUCGUCUCCAUCUCCGUCUUCAUCAUCUAUAAGCCACAUGUCUUCUCUCAAUGAGCUUCAGUUGGAAGUUAAUGCAGACAAGCAACGAAGCAGUUCUAGUCCUCUAAGAAAAGCAGGCUUCGGAGAUAAUGAAGAGGUUUUGAGAGGCUAUUCCAUGGAUCAGAUUUGGAACGAGAUUGACAACGAAGGCAGCAAUAUACUCUUUCCUGCAAUGCCUUCUCCUAUGUGGGACUACUACAAUCCUGAUUCACUUUGGAAGAUAGAUGCUGAAGAGCCUAAGAUUUCUCCUACUAUUAGCUGUGGAUUCCUGGUCUCUAACUACUGAUUUGGUGGAGAGCCUUAUGGUUAUACUUAGAAGUCACCAAACGCCAAUAAACAUUGAGCAAACUAACUAUAACUUCUAAGUAACAUGGAGUUGUUCUUCUUUCUGACAAAAGUGUGUGUGAGAUAGAUCCUGUGCUGGUGGUGUCUAUUUGUGUUCCUCCAAUAUGCUAGCGAAAAUUGUCAUUCUGAAGAGCCCUUUCAGCAAAAAA
Asparagus officinalis (garden asparagus) is the source of this 1443-nucleotide messenger RNA. Its product is annotated as myb-related protein MYBAS2-like. The transcript is spliced from 3 exons. Gene Ontology annotation, cellular component: nucleus. Bases 540 to 1235 code for a protein of 231 amino acids. The record is from RefSeq and is a predicted model, not a curated record. Gene Ontology annotation, biological process: regulation of DNA-templated transcription. NCBI's taxonomy places the organism in Eukaryota, Viridiplantae, Streptophyta, Magnoliopsida, Asparagales, Asparagaceae. Gene Ontology annotation, molecular function: sequence-specific DNA binding; DNA-binding transcription factor activity.